This is a messenger RNA of Rhinolophus ferrumequinum (greater horseshoe bat), 1510 nucleotides long. It is a transcript of the gene RBM7, whose product is annotated as RNA binding motif protein 7. Lineage: Eukaryota; Metazoa; Chordata; Mammalia; Chiroptera; Rhinolophidae. Gene Ontology annotation, biological process: regulation of alternative mRNA splicing, via spliceosome. Gene Ontology annotation, cellular component: nucleus. The record is from RefSeq and is a predicted model, not a curated record. The transcript is spliced from 5 exons. The coding region runs from base 311 to 907 and encodes 198 amino acids. Gene Ontology annotation, molecular function: single-stranded RNA binding.
GGCCCUCCGCCGCUCCACAGAUCAACUCAGCCGGUCUCGGACACCGGGACCAAAGCCACCGCAACCCAUAACUACAGUCGCAGCCGGUCAAGAAGCCGCCUGUGAGCGUUCUCCUCAAGAGCAUGCGCAGUGCGUCAGCGCACGUCGACGCCGACAGAGAGCGAGCGUGAUUGACGUUUACGUCAGUGACGCCUGGGAGCGCGAGGACGCUGGGCCAGUAAUAAAAGUGAAAAUUCCAAAAGAUAAGGAUGGUAAACCAAAACAGUUUGCAUUUGUGAAUUUCAAGCAUGAAGUAUCUGUUCCUUAUGCAAUGAAUCUACUUAAUGGAAUCAAACUUUUUGGAAGGCCCAUCAAAAUUCAGUUUAGAUCAGGAAGUAGCCAUGCCUCACAGGAUGUUAGUUUGUCAUAUCCCCAGCAUCAUGUUGGAAAUUCAAGCCCCACCUCCACAUCUCCUAGCAGGUAUGAAAGGACUGUGGAUAACAUGACUCCAUCAACACAAGUAAUUCAGAGAUCUUUCUCUUCUCCAGAAAAUUUUCAGAGACAAGCAGUAAUGAACAAUGUUUUGAGACAGAUGUCAUAUAGUGGGAAAUACGGUUCUCCACAUCUCGAUCAGUCAGGAUUUUCCCCAUCAGUUCAGUCACAUAAUCAUACUUUUAACCAGUCUUCGAGCUCUCAGUGGCGCCAAGAUACACCUUCAUCACAGCGUCAAGUCAGACAGAAUUCUCAUCCAUACAUAGCAGAUAGACAUUACAGCCGUGAACAGCGUUACACUGAUCAUGGGUCUGACCAUCAUUACAGAGGAAGAGAUGAUUUCUUCUAUGAAGAUAGGAAUCACGAUGGCUGGAGCCAUGACUAUGAUAACAGAAGAGACAGUAGAGCUGGAAAAUGGCACUCAUCUCGACACUAACAAGUGUUCAAAGGACAUUGUUUUUAUAGGGUCAUUCUAGGCCAUUUUCGCUAUCUUGGUCUGGAAAUGUUUUGUUAAAACUGUACAGAGCAGCUUUACAAGUUGCUACAUUUCUUUAUAAAACUUUUAAAACCUAUAGCUGUAGUCUAACACAGAAAUGAGAAGAAUUGUGGUUCUAGUUUUUACAUUAAUAACCUUUCACCUCAGGGUUUUAUGAAGAGGAAAGGGUUUUAUGCAAAAGAAGUGCCACAAUUCCUAAUUGUUUUAGACAAUUGAUGGAGGGAUGCAUUAUGGACUGCAUUGUAAAGCAAAUAUUUUCAUUAUCUGUUAUCUUUUUUUGCAAGAACCUGCUUGUUAGUGAAUCAGCUUUUGGUGUAUGUAAUGGAAAACAUUCAAGUUAAUGUAAGCCUGUACAUGCUAUUUCAUUCUAAAAUUUUAGAAUUUCCUUAUUAAAUCAUGUUUGAUGUAUGACUGAAGUCACUCAGGAAGUUAAAUUUCUCUAAAUGUAUUUUUUAACAUUAAAAAAUACAGUGUUAAUGUAAAACCCUCUUUUCAGGAACAGCAGAAAUCUAAAUGUACAGUCCAAUAAAAUGGUAAAAUGUU